Messenger RNA from Pieris napi, 4346 nucleotides. RefSeq names its product dystrophin-like protein 1. The transcript has 10 exons. The record is from RefSeq and is a predicted model, not a curated record. NCBI's taxonomy places the organism in Eukaryota, Metazoa, Arthropoda, Insecta, Lepidoptera, Pieridae. Gene Ontology annotation, molecular function: nitric-oxide synthase binding. Bases 251 to 2230 code for a protein of 659 amino acids.
GCCAGCUGCCAGUCGCAGUCGGCUUUUGACGCUUGUUCUGGCGCGUCCUGUCUUGCCUCGGAGCUUAUGUUAACUUCCGUAACCGGUUUUCAAAAAAAGAUUCACUUCUAACUUGUCUAUUGAACUUGAAUUGUGUUGAAAGUGCUUUUAAGAACUUUAUGAAGUGAAGGUCAUGAUUCGACAAUCUUCUCUAUAAACUGACGGCAGUAGUGCCGGUGUUUCAUCAGAGUGGUACGAAGAAUGAGCCUCGAUGUUUAAGCGGGGGCAAAAGUCUCGUUACAUCCGGGUGGUACUGAGGGCGGGAUCGUGGAAGCGUGUGCCCAUGAAAUUGUUUAAGUGGAGUAGAAAGAUGUCUUUGACAAGACAAUACGACCUCGUCGAUAAUGACGAGUACGACAACAAGAUGUCUCUGCAUCCAGAAGAGGCGUUCCAGUAUGGAAUCGCGUUUCCUGCUAAGUACAUUGGGACAAUGGACGUGCCACGACCAACAAGCCGUGUGGAGAUUGUUGCUGCAAUGCGCAGAGUUCGUUAUGAAUUCAAAGCACGAGGCAUGAAGAAACGUAAAGUGACCGUAGAUGUGUCGACGGACGGUGUGCGAGUAACAACUCGGAGUAAAUUUACCAAAGGAAAGGGUCCCGGAAAACUGUUUGGACGCAAGACCACAUGCAGUGAAACAAUUGAAAUAAUGCACCACCCUAUAUAUCGCAUAUUCUACGUGUCUCACGACAGUUCCGAUUUGAAGAUUUUCUCAUACAUUGCCAGAGAUGGCGCUACUAACGUUUUCAAGUGCAGUGUCUUCAAGAGCACAAAGAAGAGUCAAGCAAUGCGUAUAGUUCGCACUGUCGGCCAAGCUUUCGAGGUGUGUCACAAGAUGCAGACUCCGGAACAGGCAGCGUCUUCUGCGGCAGAGGAACAGGCCUCCGUGCAAGCCAGCGAAGCGGGUACAUCUAGAGCUCCGGCCUCUGACUAUGCUCAAUCUGCGCCAUCUACGUCGAGGGAAGUCGAUGAUCCCGGGGAAAUUAUUCGGCCUACAACAUUGGAUCUCCCACAACCAAAGAAGGAUAGCAAGCGAACCCAACCUGGUGUUCCAAGCAUAAACCUCCUAGACCUACCGGAAUGCAUAACCAAAGUAGAUAUCUCACCAAUGCCAGAAGAUGAAGCUACUCCGCUGUCAGCUCAACAUCAGCUGCAAUUGUUGAAGGAGAGGCUCGAACAACAGGCACAGCAAACCCGAGCAGCUGUCGCGCAACUUAUGCUUUUGCGCGACCAGCUCGCUGCGGAACAGGCCGCGCGGUGCGAGGCUCAGGCCCGUACACAUCAGCUCCUAGUUCACAACAAGGAACUUCUAGAACACAUUGCCGCCCUUGUGUCUCAUUUGCAGGACCGGGAGAAGGGAUCGAGCCGACCAAUCAACGCUCAACAACUUACACUUAUCCCUCAGGGAAAAACUGGAAACAUCAAUAAAGAAGGACUCUGUAACGGAGAUUCACCAAACGACGAUGCCGUGCUCAACAAAAGUUCACACACUAAAAAAAAAAAACAAAACGCCGAGAACAACAAUAUUCGCCUGUCUGCAUACUGUUUAACACCACCCGAAAGGCGUAAUGGUCCCAGCUCCGCGCCCAAUUUCGGCAGCAUGUCCAACGAACAGAUACAGAACUAUCUAAUCUCGAAAUUCCAAGACCUCAAUUUCGAGGACGAUGAUAAGUGGAAUCAACAAUUCUAUCAGAAUUCCAACGCGUUUCCAAACAUCCCACCACUUACGAACCACUACAGCAAUUCGGAUCUAUCCAGCCUGUUAAACCACCAGGUAUACAACCAGAAUUCAAAAUCGUCGGAGGAGGCUGGUGCGAUGGCGCAGAUGAGCAUCGGGCACUCGCAGAACUCUCUAUACAGUACAAGUCAACCCACGACAUCAAAAGAUUCGUCUCCAGACCUGAGUUCCGAUGAGGGAAUGGCUUUUAUUAUGCCUCUAUCACACAAUGGAACUUUAGCGGCAACUGGUGAUGAUGGACGUGUGAGGUUGAUUGUCCCUAUCAGCCCUUCAGAGAGCACAUCCGAUUUUGGAGAGAUACCCGAUAUAAAGGAGCCUACUGGAGCCACGUUGAAAGUUCCCGGCGCUGAAGCUGCAGCAGCUCCGAUCACGCGAACGACCAGCGAAAGAGUCCCAAAUCGAAGCGAAAUGAUGACAGAAUUGCGAUCACAGUGGACCAGGCACACUACUAAGUAGGAUUAUUAAUUCAGUUACCAUUAUGUUGUAUACUAUUAUAUUAUUUUAAUUUUAGAAACAAGUGCCAAAAACACGCCAAAAAUUUUUUUACAUAUCAAAAUGUGUUUGUUUUAUGUGUCAAUUUAAUUGCGUAUAUUGUUCCCUUAUGAAAUAUAUUUUAAUAUUAUAAGUUAUAGACGGUUAAAUCGAGUGCCAAGUACUCAAUUAUUAAGUAUGUUAUAAAUAUGAUUGAUAUAUUAUUAUAUAUGGUGGUAUGUUUAAACUUCACUAUGUAUGUUACAUAUCUUUCCUUCAUAUCGCAUUGUUACGAUAUAUAAUCUUUAUAUAAAUUGUAUUGUAGUUUGAACAAUUUGGUACUCCAAUUCGUUCAAUAUAUUUAAUAUAUAAAACUUUUAGAAAAAGAAAUUUCGAUUUUGUGUAAUAAUGAGUUGUAAUGAAAUUAUAAUCUCGUAUAUAUAACUAUAUAAUAAACACUAUGUUUAUAUAAUCUUUAUGUAAAAAUAUAGUAUACAUUAUCUCCCAUAUCCACAAAAAAAUUUCGUUAUUUCCGAGCGUAGAGCGUACCAAUUUUUUAAAGGGCGGCAACUCACGUCCGAGCCCGCUGGUAUUGAGUGUCCAUGGGCGACGGAAUCAUUUAACAUCAGGUCAGAUUCCGCGUUUGUCCUGUUCUAUAAAAAAGUUAUAUUUCGUGUCAUUCUGUGUAUUGUGUUUAUGCUGUGAAGGUAAAACCACAUAGACCAAAACGGUACAACAAAACAUAUUUUUAUGAAUGUUGUCUUUUAGAAUCUGUCAAAGUUAUACUUGAACCUUGUAAAUUUAGAUAUAAAUGUUUUGUGUACGCAGUAGAGUAGCGACACCCUAAUUCAAAUGUUUGGCAAUACCAAUGCCUAAUAGAGCAUCGCUGCGCAGCGCAAUCGCGCCGAUACUCCUGCGCUCGUUAGUGGACACGCUGUAUUUGUCACGUGAUCCGUCAUUUGUCACUUUUACUGUUAACUUUCAUAGUAGAGUAUUUUUCCAUCAACAGGCAUUGAUGUAAGUAAAACAUUCAACUGAAUGUUGUAUGUGUAGCACAAAUUUGAGUUACCGCAGCAGUUGCAACUGAGUUAGUGACAGUCAUACGUACGGAGGUUGAAUACGUAAAAUAUAUGUAUUUUAUUAAAUAUUGUGUGUAAAACGUGAAUAUGGACUUAUUUGUGCCAAAUAUGAAAUAUUUUAAGUAAUUUUCGCUUAUCAUGACCGCAAAUAUUGGAACGUCAUAUUAUAUAAAUACGUCAAAACGUCAUACACACUGUAUCGCACAAUAGGUACCGAUCCCGACUUUAAUGUUGGCUCAGAUCACGAUUAGAAGUUACAGAAUACCGGCGCUGGUCAUGGCAUAUGCUUAUACUUUACCAAAGAUAGUCAUUAUUUAUAUCGAUGUUAAGUAAAAUAAUUGAUGUAUACAAAAUUCUUUAUAGUGCUAAUAUAGAUAGUCAAUCCUGUCAAAACUAUAGUCAAAUAUAAAAUGUUAUUCGUAGUAUGCAGAUAUGCUUCUCGGGUUUUUCAUUGUUUCGAAGCUUCUGUGUGCCUACACGGAUUUCUUAGCUGAUCAACCUAUUUUACCUAUUGUCAUUCUUUCUUUACAGUCUAUCUUUCCCUCAUUUAAUGUUUAUAUUCUUGCAAGCUGAUAUUUUGCCUAGAUAUUUGUAGUUUUAGUACGUUUAUUAAUAAUAUAUGGGUAGAACUGUAAUCGUAUCUUUAAAACAUAAUAAUCAGUAACUAUAUUAUUAGCUUGACAUUUAAUCGUUGUAGUACAGAACGUUGAAUAUUUGUGUCCAAAAAACCCACUUGGGUGAGAAUAUAAAACUAAAACACUUUCUUUGAUUACCCAAAAGCUAUAGCUAUAUUGGGUACUAUUGUAUGGCAAACGUUUGCCUAUGUAAUGAUAAUGUGUACUACAAGAUUCAUCGAACAAACUAUCCCGUGUAUCGAAAACUUUGAAAUAAUCGUGAACGUUGUUCAUUAACAUUUAAACAAAUAUCCACAUUCGUGACAUUACGAUUCGAUGAAUCUUGUACAUUUAAAUAUAUUAAAGGAAAAAUCACUAUCAAAGUUACUUGAUGUUUAUAGAGUUAUU